AUGUACCUUGGCCCAUGGGAAGAGUACAGAAUCCUAAAGGCCAUGGAGAACCUCCGUGAGAAGAAUGAGCAAAUGCGGGAGGAGACCACAGGGAAGACUGGAGGGGCCUCCUUUGGCAGAACAAUUUGGGGCCCAGACGCCGAUCGCAGUAGUAGUCAUCAUUUCCCUCUUAAUUUAGAUGCGGCAACCACACAAGAUACUACUUUGGUAGAUUCCAUUAAAUUAAGUCAAGUGAGUUCAACACCCUCCGCACCCCGAAUUAGAUUAAAGAAAAAAAAUACAACAAAACCGAAAAAGGGUUUACGUUUCUUGAUGAAAGUGCGAGAUGUGGAUGUGUACACGGAAGAAGAUGUUGCUUCUACAACUUCGAUAAAAAGUAGUGAGAGUUCGGAUACAUUAUCCUGCAGUGAUGGUACCUCGGAAGUUAGACGACAACAUUCCAAUUUUAAUAAAACUAAUAGUGAAUGUGAUCUUCGAGGAAAUGUACGUAAUACACCUCAAGUGGAAACUAUUUCAAGUGGUUCUUCUAUUCCAAUGUCUGUGCAUGUAGAACUUGGUACCGGUAGGGUUAUUCGCAAACCACAACUACAGACUAUUCCCAAUGUAUUAACUGAAGAAAGUUCUCGUUUUUUGCAGUCAAGUUCGAGUCAAUCAAGAAAUCGAAGUAAUCAACCUCUUUUAGAGUUUAUACGUGGUGCCCCAUUAGAUACAAAGAGUAAAUAUGAACGAGCAGGUCAACCUUUACUUGAACGUCAGACAGAAAAAAAUAGAAAAAAAGAAACUGGUCCUAGUCAAGAGGAACUAGAACAACAAAUUGAACGUAGACUUCGUCUGCAGAUGCUUUAUAGUGGUCAACACACUUCUAAUGAUUCUUCAAGAGUUGAAGAUGUUAAACAAGAUCAAAGAGAGAAAGAAAAAGAAAAAGAAGAAGGACAAGGUUUAAACCGUACAGAACCUAUCUCAUUAGUACCAUGGGAUGAUCACUUUACCAAUCCUUCAAAACCACCAUUGAUCUCUGCAGAAGCACCAGGUUUCCCACCUGUUGCAAUAUCUGUAUCUAUGGAUGAAAAAAGGGAAAAAAAGGAAAAAAAGGAAAGAUCUUCUUUACGUCCAAGUUCAGCUUUAGCACAUACUAGAGUUAUGCACCCUUAUGAUAUAGGAGCUCCUAUUGCACCACCCAUUCAAGUACCUUUCACUUCUGUGAGAGAAAUAACGACACCUUUAGGUACACCUAGUCGUAUGAUAUAUGAAAGAAUACGUAGUGCUGGUAGUAAUAGUAAUAGUAUAAAUGGGAAUAGUAGUAGUACUAUUAUUGGAAGGCCUGAAACGACUAGUCCCGUUUCAUCUACGGAGAAUAAUCCAUUACCUAAUCUUAGAAGAAGAGAAACUAUAGUACCAUCUGCUGUGGUUUCACAAAAUAAUGGUACUGUUUCUAUGGAUUCAGGUAAUGCUGCACCUUUACCAGUAUCGGAUACUCCUCAGGCAACAGCUGCCAAUCCCCUUGAUGAUGAUACAGUAGGUGCACUUAUUAGUUGGGCUGAACAGCUGGAUCCGGAGAAUAUCAUAUAA
Trypanosoma theileri is the source of this 1569-nucleotide messenger RNA. RefSeq lists its product as uncharacterized. NCBI's taxonomy places the organism in Eukaryota, Euglenozoa, Kinetoplastea, Trypanosomatida, Trypanosomatidae. The record is from RefSeq and is a predicted model, not a curated record. Bases 1 to 1569 code for a protein of 522 amino acids. The transcript has a single exon.